Durio zibethinus is the source of this 1336-nucleotide messenger RNA. RefSeq lists its product as uncharacterized. NCBI's taxonomy places the organism in Eukaryota, Viridiplantae, Streptophyta, Magnoliopsida, Malvales, Malvaceae. The record is from RefSeq and is a predicted model, not a curated record.
UUUUUCAGCAGUACCCAGUUUCUAAAAUCCUUCACAUUUUCCUUUUCUUCAGAAAAAAAAAGGGAAUUUUUUUUCAAGCUGUCAUUGUCUGAAGGAAAAAAUUGCACCACCCCAGAUCAAAAUCAAGCCUUGACAAGCAGUUUUUGUGGCAGUUUUGAGACAGCUUUGUAACUGAUCAGUUUAAGUUUAAGGUUGCAAAAAGUGGGUAGAAGAGACUUUGUGGAAAGAGUUAAAGGGAAAAAGGAAUUGAAUUUUAAGGAAUUGCAGUUAAUUUGGUAGAAAAAUGAGAGAUUUUCCAUCUUGUUUUGGUGAAAAUGGAGUGCAAGUGGCUGAUUCUUCAUCAUCAAAUGCUAGUAAAAAUGCACAGAAUUUAGUUACUUGUGUUUAUCAAUGUCGAAUUCGCGGUAGGUCUUGCUUAAUAACUGUUACUUGGAGCAAGAAUUUGAUGGGCCAAUGCUUAAGCGUAGGAAUUGAUGAUUCUGCAAAUCAUUGUCUUUGUAAGGUUGAUAUAAAGCCCUGGUUGUUCUCUAAGAGAAAAGGGUCUAAGAGUUUAGAAGCAUAUUCUUGUAAAAUAGACAUAUAUUGGGACCUUUCUUUGGCUAAAUUUGGAUCUGGACCUGAACCUUUGGAGGGGUUUUAUGUUGGUGUUGUUGCUAAUAAGCAAAUGGUUUUGCUUCUCGGGGACAUGAGGAAAGAAGCUUAUAAGAAGACUGGUGCAACUCCUAUUCCUUCCACCGCGGUUUUUGUGGCCAAGAAGGAGCAUGUUUUUGGCAAGAGGGUAUUUGGUACCAAGGCACAGUUUUGUGAUAAUGGUCAAGUUCAUGAUCUGAUAAUUGAAUGUGACACGAUUGGUGUGACCGAUCCUUGCCUUAUAAUUCGCGUGGAUGGAAAGACUUUGAUGCAAGUGAAGCGGCUACGGUGGAAGUUCAGAGGAAACUAUAGCAUUUUGGUUGAUGGAAUGACUGUAGAAAUUUACUGGGAUGUCCAUAAUUGGCUCUUUGGAACAUCACUUGGAAAUGCUGUUUUUAUGUUCAAGACAUUCCUCCCAGCAGAAGAGAAGUUGUGGGUUAGCCAACCCAUUCCUAAUCCAAGCACGUUGCAAUGGUCUUUCUCGCAGAGAUUUCAUGAUUCCAAGUCAGAAAAUCUUGGCUUUUCACUGAUUUUGUAUGCUUGGAAGAAUGAGUAGACAUAUUGUGAAAUUAUUCUAAAAUCUCAAGUGCUAACAAAAGCUUUUAGUGAGUUGUGAUUUUUUCCCCCUUGAGUUACUUGAGCUAUUAAUGGAUCAAAGACAAUUUUUUCGUUCUUAGUCAGCUGUAUAUCGUUGAUACAUUAGUUU